AUGGCGAAUAUGGCUAUGGUAUCUAUCCCUGGCUCUUCACCGAAUUACAUUCUCGAGAUUACCCCUUACCAGAUCAUUGAUCCUGGUCCCCUCCCAUUGUCAGGAACACUUGGAGAGAUGGGUGGAACCUUUCUGUUCAGCUAUGAGAACGGAGUUGGCCUGGAGCGCAUCGACGACCUAGACCGUGUCAGACGCCGAGGAUAUCUACACCACAGCUGUGCAGGUGUUUCUAUUACUGAGUGCCCGAUACCCUCAAAAAUUGGAGAAAGCUUCUUUUUCAUUUCUCCUGGCCAUCCAAAAGAAUCAUGCUGCGAUAGAGAACUGGAUGAUGGAUACAAAUGUUGGAGAACCUUAGCAUUCGAAGAAGGCGCCGAUGAUAAACCUGACUGUUUAAAGUUGGAUCAUAUUGGGCCUUCUCACAAGCUCAUUUACAAUUUUCAUGCGACAAACGUCUCUAGCUGGGCUAACCUCUUCGUUCAAACGGCACAUGUCUCGCACCCCACAGACGAAACUAAAGAAAAUCCUAUUGCAGUACUCUCAGGGUCGCCCGAGGUUCUGUGGGGUCUGACCGUGGGAUUAAACUUUCAUGGAGCCCUGGAAGCCAACCCGAUAGUCUGUAUUCUACAAUCACACAAGAUUGAUACUCUUACGAAUACUGAGGAGAUCACUGGCUAA
Morchella sextelata is the source of this 675-nucleotide messenger RNA. RefSeq lists its product as uncharacterized. The coding region runs from base 1 to 675 and encodes 224 amino acids. The record is from RefSeq and is a predicted model, not a curated record. Lineage: Eukaryota; Fungi; Ascomycota; Pezizomycetes; Pezizales; Morchellaceae. The transcript has 3 exons.